GUCAAGAACCCGCACAAACAUGCACCGUACACAAAUCUGAACCCGAACGGACGCGUGCCGGCACCAGCCGACAACUCCGACUCCUCACUAUUCAUGGUGCGGGGGUCACUGCGAUACUGCAGUAUAGUCGAGCGGUACGACAAGGAGCCGAGAUAUCUUUCGGAGGUUUGGGAGGGAGCGCUAGCGGAUCGGGAUUUUAUGUUUCCGAUGACAGAUUUCCGUUGAUCGGCUCUGCUUGAGCUGUUUUUCUCGGGCUGAUCGAAUGGAUGUAGGUUAGAGCCCUCGCUUUGGUCAAAUGGUGCGACCCAUGUACUUUCAUGGCGGGGAGAUUCCCACCGUGAUUGUGAAAUCUACGGAUGAAGUCCCUCGUGUGCUGGGUGUAUUAGAUGUUUUGCCUAAAGAUAAGGAGUAUCUUGUU
Messenger RNA from Tuber aestivum (summer truffle), 418 nucleotides. NCBI's taxonomy places the organism in Eukaryota, Fungi, Ascomycota, Pezizomycetes, Pezizales, Tuberaceae. The record is from the annotation of a GenBank genome assembly.